UGAUAAUUUCAGGAGUAGAAUCAACAGCGGCAUAUAGUUUAGGGGUCAAAGUAGAAAUUUCUGCUAACUAAUAGUAGUAUAAAUUGAAUAGACUUGCCAAAGACACACGACUCAAGCGUACAGAGGAUCACGUGUUUCCCUCGUGCUAGAUUCCCGGCUGGUGACUGCGUAUCCAUGGCGGCGUCUGCUCCGGUGGCGUUUUCCACUCCGUUGAAAUGUGGCUUCUUCUCCUCCUCUCAAGGAUUUUCUGGAACAACUCGAGGCUUAAACUGGAGAAAAUUUGAUAAUAGGAAAGCUAAGAAAGCUUCAAGAGGUGUAAUUACAGCAAAAAUCGAUCUAAAGCCUCCCCCUUAUCCACUUGAUGCUUUAGAACCUCAUAUGAGUCGUCAAACUUUUGAAUUCCAUUGGGGGAAGCAUCACCGAGCUUAUGUCGAUAACCUCAACAAGCAAAUAGUUGAUACGGAACUUGAUACAAAGUCAUUAGAGGAAAUCAUUCUUGCUACCUAUAACAAGGGUGAUUUCCUCCCUCCCUUCAACAAUGCUGCACAGGUGUGGAAUCACGACUUCUUCUGGGAAUCCAUGAAACCAGACGGAGGAGGCCAACCAUCAGGCGAACUCCUGGAAUUGAUCAAUAGAGACUUCGGCUCAUUCGAUGCGUUCAUCAGUGAAUUCAAGGCAGCUGCAGCAACGCAAUUCGGUUCUGGUUGGGCGUGGCUCGUCUACAAAACCAAUAAGCUUAAUGUAGGAAACGCUGUGAAUCCCCGCCCAUCCGAGGAUGACCAAAAGCUUGCAUUGUUGAAGAGCCCAAAUGCCAUAAACCCUCUUGUCUGGGGCUAUUCUCCGCUGAUGACUAUAGAUGUUUGGGAGCACGCUUACUACCUCGACUUCCAGAAUCGUCGCCCGGACUAUAUAGCUACCUUCUUUGAAAACCUCAUCUCCUGGGAUAAAGCAAGCUCUCGGCUCGAAGCUGCUAAGGCUCAACCCACCUAGCCCAGUAGGUACAUUGCGCCAAUACUAGAUCAAAAAUUUCAGACACUAGUGCCG
Andrographis paniculata is the source of this 1044-nucleotide messenger RNA. Its product is annotated as superoxide dismutase [Fe], chloroplastic-like. The transcript is spliced from 9 exons. Gene Ontology annotation, molecular function: metal ion binding; superoxide dismutase activity. Gene Ontology annotation, cellular component: chloroplast nucleoid. Gene Ontology annotation, biological process: superoxide metabolic process. NCBI's taxonomy places the organism in Eukaryota, Viridiplantae, Streptophyta, Magnoliopsida, Lamiales, Acanthaceae. Bases 175 to 990 code for a protein of 271 amino acids. The record is from RefSeq and is a predicted model, not a curated record.